Messenger RNA from Ostreococcus tauri, 1200 nucleotides. Its product is annotated as Membrane insertase OXA1/ALB3/YidC. The transcript has a single exon. Gene Ontology annotation, cellular component: chloroplast thylakoid membrane. NCBI's taxonomy places the organism in Eukaryota, Viridiplantae, Chlorophyta, Mamiellophyceae, Mamiellales, Bathycoccaceae. Gene Ontology annotation, biological process: protein localization to chloroplast; protein insertion into membrane; thylakoid membrane organization. Gene Ontology annotation, molecular function: membrane insertase activity. Bases 1 to 1200 code for a protein of 399 amino acids. The record is from RefSeq and is a predicted model, not a curated record.
AUGUUUGCUCGCGCGCAGGACGCGACGGCGAACGCGCACGCCGCGCUCGUGAGCUCGCCGCUGUUCGACUUGGCCGCGGACAAGGCGGGCAGACUAGAGAUAGAUUACGACGACGCGGACGCGCUCAAGGCGGCGGGGAUUCAGAAGGGAGGCUGGCUCGGACCGAUCACGGACGCGUUGGAGGGCGCGCUGAGAGGGAUCGACGGCGUGUUGGACGGUAAGGUUCCGUAUUCGUACGGAUACUCCAUCCUACUGUUGACGGUGCUCGUGAAGCUGGCGACGUUCCCGCUGUCCAAGCAGCAAGUGGAGAGCUCGAUUCAAAUGCAAGCCAUGCAGCCGCGAAUCAAGGAACUUCAGGCGAUGUAUGCGAACGAUCCGGAACGAUUGCAGCUCGAACAGGCGAGGCUGUACAGAGAGGCUGGCUUCAACCCUCUUGCUGGUUGCUUGCCCUUGUUCGCCACGCUCCCGGUGUUCAUCGGCUUGUACCGUGCGUUGUCGAACGCCGCUGCCGAGCACUUGCUCGAUGAUGGCUUCUAUUGGAUUCCGUCUCUCGGCGGUCCGACUUCCAUCGCGGCGCGUAAUGAUGGAAACGGCUUCGCGUGGCUCUGGCCGUUCGUCGACGGCCAUCCUCCGCUGGGAUGGUACGAAACAGGUUGCUACUUGGUGCUCCCGGUCUUGCUUGUGGUAUCCCAGUUCGUUUCUCAGACUAUCAUAAGCCCGCAGCCGAAGACGGACGAUCCGGCUCAGCAACAAAGCCAGGCCAUUUUGAAGUUCUUGCCGUUCAUGAUUGGUUUCUUCUCUCUCAACGUACCGGCCGGUCUCACGCUUUACUGGUUCUUCAACAAUAUUAUCACUACCGCGCAAACGGUCGUGCUCAGAAAGAUCACGAAACCUAUUGAAGUCCCCACGGGCGCUGGUGCGGGUUCUAGUCCGGCAAGCGCGGAGCCGGUGCGUGUUGAGUACGUCCCGAAAUCUCAACGAAGAAGCGGUGCGCAGAUGCCGCCGGUGAGAGCUGCGCCGCCCAAGGUUGAAGAAGUUAGCUCCGUCGUUGCUAACGAAUUCGCGGAUUUCGAUGAUGGCCCUACUCAGAUUAUCGACGUGGAAGCGAAGGAUGUCGAGGAUGAAGGGUCCUCCGGGCGAUCUUCUAGAAGAUCCUCUGGCAGAAGAUCCAGCCGAAAACGCCGCAGUUCACGAAAUUAG